This is a messenger RNA of Galdieria sulphuraria, 875 nucleotides long. RefSeq names its product putative holliday junction resolvase. Bases 168 to 680 code for a protein of 170 amino acids. Gene Ontology annotation, biological process: rRNA 5'-end processing. Lineage: Eukaryota; Rhodophyta; Bangiophyceae; Galdieriales; Galdieriaceae. The record is from RefSeq and is a predicted model, not a curated record. The transcript is spliced from 3 exons.
UCAGAGUUACGCUGUGUAAAUUUUCAAUUUAGAAUCUUUCUCACUUAGCAGCUUGAAUUGGUGUAGAAAAAAUUUGUUAAACAUUAUUAGACUAUAUUAUUUAAAACCUCAAAUAAUAUCGAAUCUUUCCAUUUUUUAUCAAGUUGAGAUUGAACAAAAUUUUAUUUAUGCCAGAGUUUUUGGGUCCAUCCCAAAUUAAAAAACUACUUACAAGUACACUUGUAUCUCAAACGUUUUUAGGCGUAGAUGUAGGGUCUUCUUGUGUAGGUUUAGCUAUCGCACAACACGGGACUAAGAUGGCUUUCCCCUUGUCUUGGUUUAAGCGUAGAAAUCCUCUAGAAGAUGCCAGAGUGGUACACGACAUUCUGAUCGCUAAUGGUGUUGAUGUUUGUGUGUUUGGUUAUCCCUUGACUUUGCAAGGUGGUGAGGGUGAAAACUGUCGCAACGUUGCUUUGUUCGUCCGAGGGUUGCAACAACAAGGUGUUUUCUUAGAUACAAAGGUGCACAGUUGUUUAUUUUGGGAUGAAAGAUUUUCUACACAGAUGGCGAAACGAGUUGUUUUACGAACAAGGCAGAACUUGAGAGACCUGCGAGAUCCAACUAAAGAUGAAAUGAAGAAAGAAGUGGACAAAUAUUCAGCGGCGUUUUUGCUGCAAACUGUGCUAGAUCGUUUUCCGUAGUUUUUAGAUCAAUUCAUAUAUUUUGGAACUCUUGAAAUACUUUGGUUGCAAUACCACCUGCAACGACUGAAUCGAUGAUAAUAUUGUUCAUUCAUUGAAAAUCUAGUUGAGUUACGUCUGAAAUGUUCUAAAUGUUUCUCUAUUUUUGACCUGUAAAUAAACGAUUUUGUAUAUGAUUUCAUUAUGUUUGUAUCU